Molecule: messenger RNA, 2008 nt
Organism: Aethalodelphis obliquidens (Pacific white-sided dolphin)
Lineage: Eukaryota; Metazoa; Chordata; Mammalia; Artiodactyla; Delphinidae
Gene: CALN1
Product: calneuron 1
Exons: 6
Coding region: 452-1237 (261 amino acids)
Cellular component (GO): trans-Golgi network membrane
Molecular function (GO): calcium ion binding
Source: RefSeq, a predicted model, not a curated record
ACGGCAAGGAAACAAAUUCUGCUGGCAAGGCGCUGGGCUUUCUUGCAGGCUGCAAUCACACUGGCUGUUCUAGCUCCCUCCGCAUAGCUUACACCACAGCAAAGCCCGCAGGACCGGGAGUGGAAAAGAACCUGUAAAUAUGAUGGUCGGUUCCAAAGGCACAUUAUUGGCUUGUUAUAAUACCCUCUGGUGACAUCGAGGCCUUAUCAAUAACUAAACAUCUGUCACAACCGCAGUUAUAUUUCUUGUGCCAGGACUGUGUUUUUACGGUUGUCCUGUUUAAAUGCGGAAGGGAGGGUGUGAGUUAUUGAGGCAACUGACUUUGAGUAGAUUACCACUAGACUGUACAGGCAGUAAGUUUCUGUCAACUCCUUGCAGAAUCUCAGCGUCUCUGCUGACGUUCCCUUGGUGUACUCACAAAUCUCUCUGAGAACAUCGCCCUGGACCCCCGAUGCGGCUGCCUGAGCAACCUGGAGAGGGGAAGCCUGAGAAUGAGGAAAAGGGGGGCAGAGGAGCCCCCGGAGGGGGAGAGGAGCCGCUGAGGACCCAGGCCCCCGACUUCCCCACUUGGCAAAAGAUGCCUUUUCACCACGUGACGGCCGGCCUGUUGUACAAGGGGAAUUACCUCAACCGAUCUCUGUCUGCUGGCAGCGACAGCGAGCAGCUGGCUAACAUCUCUGUGGAGGAGCUUGACGAGAUCCGAGAGGCCUUUCGGGUUCUGGACCGAGACGGCAAUGGCUUCAUCUCCAAGCAGGAGCUGGGAAUGGCCAUGCGCUCGUUGGGGUACAUGCCGAGUGAGGUGGAACUGGCCAUCAUAAUGCAGCGCCUGGACAUGGACGGGGAUGGUCAGGUGGAUUUUGAUGAAUUCAUGACAAUCCUUGGCCCCAAACUGGUGUCUUCAGAAGGUCGCGAUGGUUUUCUUGGAAACACGAUAGAUAGCAUAUUCUGGCAGUUCGACAUGCAGAGGAUAACUCUGGAAGAGCUGAAGCACAUCCUCUAUCACGCCUUCCGGGACCACUUAACGAUGAAGGACAUUGAGAACAUCAUCAUCAACGAGGAAGAGAGCCUGAAUGAGACCUCGGGGAACUGCCAGACGGAGUUUGAGGGCGUGCAUUCCCAGAAGCAGAACAGACAGACCUGCGUCCGGAAGAGCCUCAUCUGCGCCUUCGCCAUGGCCUUCAUCAUAAGCGUCAUGCUGAUCGCGGCCAACCAGAUCCUCCGGAGCGGCAUGGAGUAGCGGCCUCCCCGGCAGCUGCGUUCCUGGCUCACGCAUGUGCUUGCCCCGCGGGCAGACUCUUCCUCCACAAAAAAAGCAGAUACGGACGGUGCAAACGCGGCACAGUCCAGCGAAGAACCCAAGGUUGCAGUGCAACCCGUGUUGUUGCAAACCCACUUCAUCCCCUUGGCAGGUACACAAAAGGGCUGUCUUCAAUGCUUUAAUGGUCUUGUUUCCUAAUGCAAUAAAUAGCCAGGAGUUCCGAAUGAUCGCUUCGACCGCCUGUAGGAACUCUAAAGAGAAACUUCAUCUUCAUCUCGGAAUUCCCACGGCCAUCCAGGUUGGCGGGGUAAGGCAGCAAGAGAGAGGCGGAACACGCAAUCACCUCCGCGCCCCGUUCUCUCAACCCAGGGGUCAACUGGAGACUCCCUCCCUCCCCCACCCCAGGGCAACCCUCAGUGCCGAGAAGCUGACUUCUGAGUUGCUGCAGAAGUGGGGGCUUCCCGUCCUACCCUGGCUUCCUUCCCCAACCUAGUGGAGGCCCCCCCGGCAAGGCAUGAGGGGAAAGCCAUCGGAUGGGGUGCAGCACCCAGCGGUCUGCAAGUUGCACCCCCUUCGCUUCUGUUCUACUGCCUUUUCUACAGGACUCUUGUUGGCAGAGUUGGGGAGCUCUCGGUUUCCGUCGGCACUUGGCUUUCUGUUCCUAGAGCCCAUCGCGCACCAGCAUUUUGGAAUCUGCAGAGAGCCUUUCUCCCAGCUUUGCCGCCUGUGCUGCCAUUUAGACAAAAAAAA